UAUUUUUAAUAUUUAUUUUAAAAAAAAAAAAAAUGCUCGCAUAUCAUAUGAACAUAUCGACUUAUCUGUUUAAGUUACACUAUCUUUUUCCUUAGAAAAACCAAAUUGAACCAAAAAAAUAAAAAAAACCGAAAGACGAGCAAAGCAAACGCCGUAGCUGCCCCUUCUCAUCCGAGUCGACUCAGCCUCAACUCGCUUGCUCACCUUCUUCUUCUUCUCUCUCUUUCUUUCUGCAACAUUUCUCACAUUCCAAACAAUCGAAACGUUUCGCCAAUUUCACCAACUUUCAAUCUUAGGCGCUGUUAUCUUCAUCAAUUCAGAAUUUCACAGCUCGAUUGAAAACCCUAGGUAUUGCGAUUAAUCAAUCAAUUGAAAAUUUUGGAAUUUUAUUUUAUGAUUGCCGUGUGAUUAGGGGUUUCUUUGAUCUUGCGCGUUGAAUGCGGAAAAGGGUAUUGAUGAAUUAGGGUUAGUAAGUUGUUAAUUUUGUAAAACGGAAAGAGUUUGAAUCUUUGAAGGAUUUGGAUAAGAAGCUGGGAUUUUUGAAAUUCUUGUUGUUAGGGUUUAUAUCGCUGGAUACAAUUGUGGGGAAGAUAGGUGUAGGUUAAGGGGGAUAAUGUGUAUGUUCUGUGUGAUUCAGAAGUGGUCGCGCAGGGUUGCUACUAUGCUGCCUUGGUUAGUUAUUCCGCUUAUCGGCCUAUGGGCUUUGUCUCAGCUACUACCGCCGGCUUUUAGGUUUGAGAUUACGUCCCCGAGAUUGGCUUGUGUGUUUGUGUUGUUGGUUACUUUGUUCUGGUAUGAGGUUUUGAUGCCACAGUUGUCGGCUUGGCGGGUUAGGAGGAAUGCCCGUUUGAGGGAGAGGAAGAGGAAUGAGGCAUUGGAGCUGCAAAAGCUGAAGAAAACUGCUACUAGGAAGUGUAGGAACUGCUUGACACCUUAUCGGGAUCAGAAUCCUGGUGGGGGAAAAUUUAUGUGUUCGUAUUGUGGGCAUAUAUCAAAAAGACCGGUUCUUGACUUGCCUGUUCCGCCUGGUAUUUCGAAUUCUGGAAUUCUUAAGGAAUUGCUUGGUAAAGGUGGGAAGAUAUUGAAUGGGAAGCCUUGGUCGGAUAAUGUUUCGCUCUGUAGUCAAGAAUGGGUAGAGAAUGGGAGUUGGGUGGUGAAUGGCUCUUUUCCAGUUAAGGCUUCUUUUCCGCCCCGGAAAAAUGGUGUUGGAUUGUAUGGAAGAAGUGAAUCGUGCCUCGCUGAGAAGUCUUAUUCGGGUGUUUAUCUUUUCAGUUGCAAACUCUUGACAUCAUUUUUGCUGAGUAUAAGGUGGCUUUGGAGGAAGCUUUUUAGGAUUAGUUCUUCAGAGGAUUCUUCAUCAGAUGGUGAUCAUGGAGGGGGGAUGUCCAAAAAGGGUGAGAAUGGCAGCACAGGUCAGGAGAGCAGAGGUGAGAAAGCUCGUAGGAAAGCUGAAGAGAAGAGGCAAGCUAGAAUAGAAAGAGAACUCUUGGAGGAGGAAGAAAGAAAGCAAAGGGAGGAGGUGGCAAGAUUGGUUGAGGAGCGCAGGAAGUUGCGAGAUGAAAAGAUAGAAGCUGAAAAUCGUGCUAAAGGAACCUCUUCAUUGAGGGAGAAAGAUAGUAAGAGGGAAGCUGAGAAAAGGCGGCAGGAGCGAAGAAAGGAAAAAGACAAAGGAUCUAGUAAAAGCAACUCUGAUGUGGAUGAGUUGGAAAAGAAAUCAGGGAAGGAAAAUGACCGGAAACGGGAUACUGAAAGAAAACAUGAGACUGAUCGACGGGAGUCGCCGAAGUCUGGUGUAGAUGGUGUGAAGGGUCAGAACACUGAAGCAGGUUAUGGAGCAAAAGGUAAUUCUACAAACAAUUUUAGCCGAGUGAAUGUUGGUGCUAGAUAUUUUGACCGUGUGAGAGGUACUUUCUUGUCUUCUUCAAAGGCACUUACUGGCAGUAGUUUUUUUGGCAAAGCUGCCCCAUCUCAUGUUCCUGCUUCCAAAGAAAUGAAGCCCAAUAGCUCUGUUGAAAAUUCCUUAGUUUCAAACAGCAAACGUGAUUUUCUUCCGCCAGAGCAUCUACCUGGGAAAACUAUUAUGAAUGCAGAUGAUAAGAGCCAUACUCGCCCUGUCUCUUCAGAUAUACAACAUAAAACACAACCAAAGUCAUGGCAGCAAUUAUUUACUCAAGCUCCUCCCUCCCAUCCUAAUGUAAUUAGCAGACCAAGUGCAAACUCUGCAAAGUCUCAAGUUAGUCAAAGUUCUCAGCUACCUUGCUCAGUAUCCUCUACACCGCUUUAUGAUAACCCAAUUAAUUUGCCAUCUCCAUUUAUGCUGCCUGCCUUUUCAAGUGGGCCCCUGACUAAUAAUUCUAGCCCACCUGUUGCAAAGGAUCCAUUUUUUCCUAGUGUUUCGGACAUGUCUCAUGAUUUUUUCAUGGAAGAGCCAGAGCAUUUUGAGGACCCGUGUUAUGAACCCGAUCCUGUAUCACUUCUUGGCCCUGUUUCAGAAUCACUUGAUAAUUUUCAGCUAGACCGUGGCAAUAGUUUUGUAAAAGAUGGAAUUGGAAAUUCUUGUCCUAUGAUAAAUGUUUCCACUCCUUUGGAUGUUACCAGGCCUUCUCCCAUCGAAUCUCCAUUGUCGCGACUGAGAGUUGCUGAUGAAAAGCCAAAUAACCAUAGCCACUUCUCUAGUAGUCCAAGGGGCCUUGAUAUGCACUUUUUUCCAGCUGCUGACAUGAAUGAUAAUAUCAAUGAUAAGGGAACAUGGCAUAUGUGGAAUUCUUCUCCACUUGGUCCUGAUGGGUUAAGCUUGGUUGGUGGUUCUGCCAGUUGGAUUUCACCUCUAGAGCGAAGCAGACUGAACAGUGAAGACAUGAUGCAUCAAUCACCGCAGAAGACCAUGGCUUCUUUGUUUACAAACGAGAGCCGUAUUGCUUCAGGAACACAUUCACCUCAGAAGGCCACCAUGGGAAAUGCUCAAAGUUAUAGUGCCUUUGGUGUCUCAGCUUCCAGCUCUAAUGAUCAAGAUCAAUGGAUGCAGAAGGCUUUUUAUCCACCACUGUGUAGCAGUGAACUCAAUCUUCCUGCUAGUCCUACAGAGGAAGCUUCUGAGAGCAAACUUUUGUUUGGGAGUCCUGGCAGGGCUGCUGCCAAUGGUCUUGAUCCAUCCACAGUGAGCUGGUCCAACAGGAAUGAAUGGUCUGUUCAGGGCAUCGGAGAAGGUGUUACAAACCCAUCUAUUGUCAGAUCUCCUUUUGGUGGUUUAUAUUCAUCCCCAAAUGUACAUUCACUUUGGUCAUUUGAAUGAAAGAAAAAGCAAAAAGAACAAAAGGGAAAAGAAAAAAAAAAAAACAGAGAGGAAAACUUACGAGGGUACUUUUUAGUAUACAUGUUCUUGAUGAGGCUGCCAGCCUCUUUUUGAGGGCACUUCAGACACACUGGAAGCAUUGUAUCAUCCCUCUUGUAAGGAUGAUCGAUGUUUACUUACAUUAGCAAUGGGUUAGGAAUACAAAAAGGGCAUGCAUGCUUUUAGUGCAUCCGCGGGAAAAAAAUGUUGGUAAGAUCACUACUUUUGGCCCCUUCCCAUGUUCAAUGGUACUCCAUGUCUAUGAGCAGGAAAGUUCAUAUCUGUUCCAUUAUCUUCUUGUCAAUUUUGGCUCUCGCUUCA
Messenger RNA from Chenopodium quinoa (quinoa), 3652 nucleotides. RefSeq lists its product as uncharacterized. The transcript is spliced from 4 exons. NCBI's taxonomy places the organism in Eukaryota, Viridiplantae, Streptophyta, Magnoliopsida, Caryophyllales, Amaranthaceae. The record is from RefSeq and is a predicted model, not a curated record. Bases 614 to 3292 code for a protein of 892 amino acids.